Acanthocheilonema viteae is the source of this 324-nucleotide messenger RNA. The record is from the annotation of a GenBank genome assembly. Lineage: Eukaryota; Metazoa; Nematoda; Chromadorea; Rhabditida; Onchocercidae.
AUGUUAACAAAAAUGCUUAGAGAGCAUGAUGCUGCUCAGCAACUAAGAAGAGAAAUGCAAGAGAAAAGGAAAAAUGAAGCCAUCGUAGCGGCACAGAGUUUAACAGGUGCUGUCGUCGAUCAUCUGAAUUAUUCUGUUUCCCAAGCUUAUAACAAUCAGAAACGACUGGAUGUAGAGGUAAAGAAGUUGGAGAAAAAUGCCAUAGAACUUGCACAACAAACGGAGCAAUGGAUACAGAUUACCGAUUCACUCAAUCAAGCUUUAAAAGUUCGUAUUCGAAAGAAUCUAUUGUGCAGCACAAUAACAUCAAAUGUUCAUAUCUAG